AUGGCUUCCAAUUCCACCACUCUCUCGUGCGAGCAGAUUGACAAUACAUUUCACUACUAUGCUCAGGGUUGUCGCGGGGCUUUUGAUUUCACUCUCUUGUUCGAGGAAACCAUUCUAGCAGCAUUGCCCGUGGGUCUCCUGGUGCUGUUGGCGCCGCCCCGGAUUUGGCAUCUCCUCAAGAGACCUAAGAAGGUCGUCGACAGUUUUUUGCUUCCUUUGAAAAUUACGGCCUAUGCUGGGCUUGGAGCCGCUCAGCUUGCUUUGGUAGCAUUAUGGACCUUACCGACCUCUGAAAGGACAAACGCCUCGAUUCCUGUGCAAGCUAUUUCCUUCGGCGCAACAGCUCUCUUUUGUCUACUAUCUUACUACGAGCAUACCCGCUCCGUCAGGCCCUCGUUCCUGCUCAAUGUGUACCUUUUUCUCACCUUACUUUUUGAUAUCGCAAGAUGUCGGACGCUGUGGUUACGCGACCCAAGCGCAUAUGGCCACACAAUCGCCGUUUUAUUUAGCAUUUCUGUUGGUUUAAAGACCGCUCUCGUCUUACUGGAAGCACUCGAGAAAACAUGGAUACUGCGCCCCAACUACAAGGACUACCCGCCAGAGGCGACUGCCAGCACAUACAAUCGCAGCUUUUUCUGGUGGCUGAAUUCUCUUUUUGUAAAGGGGUUCUCGUCUUUGCUCCGCUUAGAUCAGCUUUUUGUGGUUGACAAAGAUAUGCUCUCUGAGCGAGUUCAUGCCAAAAUGGAAGAGGCUUGGAGUAAAGUCACUAAGAAAUCGCCACACUCGCUAUUUUUACUGUCUUUUUCGGUCUUGAAGUGGCAUAUUUUAGCUGUCAUACCGCCACGGGCGUGUCUCAUUGCUCUGAAUUUUAGCCAGCCUCUACUCAUCAACCGCGCCGUGUAUCUGUCCGUUGACGAUGUCACCCCUUGGACCACCCAUGUUGGCUAUGGGCUCAUUGGCGCGUAUAUCAUUGUCUAUGUGGGAUCAGCGAUUGCCAUGGGUCAAUAUCAACAUAACGCCUACCGUACAAUUACAAUGGUCCGCGGCGGUCUUAUUUCCAUGCUUACUCGAAAAACAACAGAUCUGAGCGUGCGAGAUGUAGACCCUGCUUCUUCUUUGACUUUGAUGAGUGCAGAUAUUGAGCGAAUUGUUCAGGGUUGGCAAACGAUGCAUGAAAUGUGGGCAAAUUUAAUCGAAAUCGCGGUGGCAAUUGUCCUCCUGGAAGCACAGCUUGGAAUAUCAUGUUUGAUUCCAGUUGCUGUCGCUAUUGCUUCUCUGGUUGCUUCUAUCACUGUCUUGGGAAUCGUCAUUUCUCGACAGGCUCUGUGGCUCAAUGCAAUUGAACAACGAAUUUCAGCAACGACAGCGAUGCUUGGGUCUAUGAAGGGCAUCAAAAUGACAGGGUUGAAAAGCGUCUUGUUCAAAAGCAUUCAUGGGCUUCGGCUCAAUGAAUUGGAUAUCUCCAAAGGAUUCAGACGUCUUUUGAUCUGGAACAUGGCCUUGGCGUAUUUGUCUCAGAUAUUUGCCCCAAUCAUCACCUUUGCAGCGUUUGUAACGCUGGCGCACAACAGGGGUGACGACGUUGCGCUUAAUACGGCUCGAGUGUACACCGCACUGUCUAUUUUCGCGCUGAUGACCGACCCGAUCACCACCCUUGUGAUGUCCCUCUCUGCAUUUGCCGGUUCGAUUGGAUCAUUUACGAGAAUCCAAGAAUUUCUUGAGAAAGACACACUUAUUAACAAGCGUCUCAUCUCCUCCUCACCUCAGACUUCCUCGGAAGAACUCGUCAAAGGUGGUGGUGCAGUGCGGAAUCUAUCCGAAAAGUCGAGCAUGGUUAUGAGUGACUCUGAUACGCUGAGGAACAGUGCUACUGGAACGCCUCCUCGAUCUGAUACCCCUCCAACAGGAGACAUGAUCAUUGUUCACGAUGCCGAGUUUAGCUGGGAUCCAAACGGCGACCCGCUCCUCACAUCUAUCAAUAUGGCCAUCCCGGAAAGCAAAAUCAGCAUGGUUGUCGGCCCAGUAGGCUGUGGUAAAUCUACCUUGCUCAAAGCCAUACUCGGCGAGGUUCCUUCUACGCGCGGUUCAAUAUACAUUGCAACCGAACAGAUUGCUUAUUGUGAUCAAACCGCAUGGCACAUGAACGAUACGAUCAAAAAUAGUAUCCUCGCUUCUAGCCCCUUGGAUGAACAAUGGUAUGAUACUGUUCUACAAGCAUGUGCGUUGUAUGAAGAUCUACGACAAUUACCUCGAGGCGACCAGACCAUGAUCGGCAGCAAAGGUGUUGCUCUUAGCACAGGUCAAGGCCAGCGAAUAGCAUUAGCUAGAGCGGUUUAUGCAAAGAAAAAGCUUGUCCUUCUAGACGACUCGUUCAGUGGCCUUGACACGUCUACUGAGAACCACAUAUUUCACAGCUUGAUGGGCAAGUCAGGCAUUUGGAGAGAGAUGCGGGUGACUGUUUUGAUCACCUCUUCGUCCGCCAAACGUCUUCCAUACACUGAUCAGGUUUUCGUUAUGAAUGAAAAGGGUGCGAUCACGGAGCAAGGCCAUUUUGAAUCUCUGGCCUCAACUGGAGGUUACGUAUCCAGCUUUAACUUACCCCAUCCAGAUUGGAACCAUAUUCCAGAUGACCGUGUUUAUCAAAAGUCUGGCUUGUCAGCAUCUGGCCCCACGGAUGAACUGGUCUUCCAGACGGAUGACGAUCUCGAGGCCGAAGCCAACAGAGCAACUGGAGAUUUUACCAUUUAUAGAUAUUACUUUUCGUCUGUUGGGUGGAUUUCAAUCUUGAUAUUUGCCAUUUGUAUAUCAGCCUUUGUGUUUUGUAUUUCUUUUCCAAGUAUCUGGGUCAAGUGGUGGGCAGCUUCGAAUGUACAGCACCCUUAUGAGAAAUCGGGAUACUACAUGGGCAUGUAUGUGAUGCUGGGCGCUGUUGCCCUCAUCACUCUAUGCAUCAGCUGUUGGCAACUCAUUAUUACUAUGGUUCCCAAGACUGGGGAAAAGUUUCAUUUCACACUCCUCAACACUGUUCUAAGCGCGCCAACGUCAUUCUUUGCUUCUACUGAUACUGGAGUGACACUUAACCGGUUCAGCCAAGACUUGCAGUUGAUUGAUAUGGAAUUGCCAGUAGCCGCGCUCAAUGCAUUUGCUACCUUUAUGCUAUGUAUUGCACAGACAACGCUGAUCGGAGUCGCUUCGCCAUACACGGCAAUUUCAUUUCCUAUUGUGAUUAUUGCGCUAUAUUUCAUUCAAAAAUUUUAUCUUCGCACCUCCCGCCAGCUCCGUUAUAUGGACCUCGAGGCCAAAGCCCCUCUUUAUUCUCAAUUUACUGAAUGCCUAAGCGGUCUGGUCACGAUACGCGCAUUCGGCUGGGAAAAGGCCAUGGAGCAGAAAAGCCGGGUCCUUCUUGAACGCUCCCAGCGACCAUUUUAUCUCCUCUUUGCUGUACAACGAUGGCUAACGCUUGUGCUCGACCUGGUGGUUGCGGGCAUUGCAACAAUACUCAUUAUUCUCGUGGUUGAGCUGCGCGGAUCAAUCAGCGCUGGCUACGUGGGAGUCGCGCUCUUCAACAUUAUCCAAUUCAGCCAGAGCAUCAAAAUGCUCAUCACAUUUUGGACGACGUUGGAAACACACAUUGGGUCAAUUGCGCGCGUCAAGAUUUUUAACGAAACGGUAAAGUCAGAAGAUGGGCCUGACGAGACGAGGCCGGUACCACCAGCAUGGCCGAGCCAGGGAGCGAUUGAGUUUGAGUCGGUUUCUGCGGGAUACAGACCUGAUGAGCCGAUCCUCAGAGACAUUAGCAUUUCAAUCCGCUGCGGAGAGAAGAUUGGUAUAUGUGGACGUACUGGGAGUGGCAAGAGUUCCUUGGUCCUCGCUAUUUUCCGAAUGAUCGAACUCUCUAGUGGGAGCAUCAGUAUCGAUGGUAUUGAUUUGAGCACUAUUCCCCGAGAAGAAAUCCGAUCUCGCAUCACGGGUGUCGCCCAAGACCCGUUUCUGAUCAAGGGCACUGUCAGACUAAAUGCAGACCCGAAUGGCACAGCGACAGAUGACGACAUUCGAAAUGCGCUGCGAAGUGUUCAGCUUCUCCCUACGGUGGAGGAAAAGGGUGGGAUAGACGCUGAUAUAGAGGAUAUUCACCUGUCGCAAGGGCAGAAGCAGCUAUUCUGCCUCGCGCGAGCGAUGCUGCGACAUAGCAGUAUUCUCAUUUUGGAUGAAGCUACUAGCAACGUCGACGGCAAAACAGACGAGAUCAUGCAACGCGUAAUCCGCGAAAAAUUCAGCAACCACACAAUCAUAGCAGUCGCACACAAGCUCGACACAAUCCUAGACUUUGACAAAGUCGCCAUGCUAGACGGCGGCCAACUGAUUGAAUUCGAAGACCCUUACACACUACUCUCCACAGACUCGGCGUUCAACCGGCUGUAUACGUAUUCCAUGGCCGAGGAAGACGAAAAGGACGGGCAGAUGGAUGUCGAAGUUCAAGACUCGCGGGUGCUAGUUGGUGGUGUGUCACAGAGAGGGUCGCGAAGAGCGUCGACGGAAAUGAGUUCGGGAGAGUAG
Molecule: messenger RNA, 4557 nt
Organism: Talaromyces rugulosus
Lineage: Eukaryota; Fungi; Ascomycota; Eurotiomycetes; Eurotiales; Trichocomaceae
Exons: 15
Coding region: 1-4557 (1518 amino acids)
Biological process (GO): transmembrane transport
Cellular component (GO): membrane
Molecular function (GO): ATP binding; ABC-type transporter activity; ATP hydrolysis activity
Source: RefSeq, a predicted model, not a curated record